Messenger RNA from Linum trigynum, 1422 nucleotides. Lineage: Eukaryota; Viridiplantae; Streptophyta; Magnoliopsida; Malpighiales; Linaceae. The record is from the annotation of a GenBank genome assembly.
UGAUAAGUAAAGCAUACAUUGCCUAAUUGUAGAGAUAGCCGGCUAAACUAACUAACGAAACUAACAAUCAAAAUGGACCAAUGAGGCCUCUUUCCGGGCCGUAAUACGUGUGGGCUGCCCAUUGAGUUACUGGGCCAGAUGAUUGGGCCUUUCUCGACGGAGAAGACAGGCUUCUGGGUUCGAAUGGAGGAGGAAAGCAGGGCCAGCCCUGAGACUGGUUAGGGUUCAAUCAGUCACUUCUAUUUACACCCUGACCUAGCGGUGGUGACGACGCUGGUAUUGCUUUACACUACAGAGAGCGGAAGAGAGAGGAGAAGAACAGAGACAGAGAGGGAGAGGGAGAGGGAGAAAGAGGGAUCAAUUGAAGAUGGAUUUCUCAUCGAUGGCAGGGCAGCAGGGAUCAAAUCCGAAAAUUUCGACGGAGGAAUUUAUGGAUCAGUUCAAGUCUCAACUCGCCCAGGCGUAUGCCCAGGAGUUCCUCGAGACGCUAGGAGGGAAGUGCUUCGACAAGUGCGUGACGAAGCCAGGAUCAAGCCUGAGUGGGAGCGAAAGCAGCUGCGUCUCAAGGUGUGUGGACCGCUACAUUGAAGCCACCGGAAUCGUCAGCAGAGCUCUCUUCAAAGCUAACCAAUGAAGAAAGCCUUAAUGUUUCCUGAAUUCACAACUCAAAAUCACAUCUCCUCGCCCUCCCAUUGUUCCUCUUUUUGUGCCUUUUUGGUGGAUUCUACCUGACAAUUUGCGGUCUUUGAAGAAACGAGUUCUGUCAUGUGAACCCUUGGGGCCAUUCCUCUUAACAUAAUACUCUGGUCUCGCUGUUUGGCAAUGUGCAUGUAUGAGUUAAAGUCCAUACAAUUUGCGUUUGCAGCUUCAUGUAUCGUAGAGCGGGAAGGAUGGCAUUGUUCACAUAUUGAAUGUGGCAGAGACAGUGCUAACCUGGAUAUGGCAGAAAAGGUAGUAUCUUAACAAAAAUGGCUAACGCACGCAUUCGAGCAAGAAAUCUCCUUAUAAUCAUACAAUGAAAAUUUAAACAAAGCCAUUCCGAUGAAUUCCCUACUUCUGUCACACACCUGUAGGCCUCAGGCGGAUGGUUUCCUAUCUCAAAUGACUUCUGAAUACAGACAGUAAAACAAUUACAAGUCCCCAAGUAGGGCUCACAGAGAACUACUACACUAGUACCUUCAGUUUGGGUUCUAGAACAGGGGGAUCAAUAUCAAUACCCAUAUUAGCUGCUGUUCCCGCUAUGAUUCUCAUUGCAGACUCAAUGUUUGUGCAGUUCAAGUCUGGCAGCUUUUCUGCAGCAAUUGUCCGCAGUUGGUCGAUGGUUAUCAUACCCACUUUCUCAUUCUUCGGGUCCUUGGAACCUUUCUCCGCUCCUAACCAAGAAACAGAAAGGUAAGGUAACAACAAACUGUCACUGACAAC